Messenger RNA from Fomitiporia mediterranea MF3/22, 582 nucleotides. RefSeq names its product small GTPase-binding protein. Gene Ontology annotation, molecular function: GTP binding; GTPase activity. Lineage: Eukaryota; Fungi; Basidiomycota; Agaricomycetes; Hymenochaetales; Hymenochaetaceae. The record is from RefSeq and is a predicted model, not a curated record. Gene Ontology annotation, biological process: small GTPase-mediated signal transduction. The transcript is spliced from 5 exons. Bases 1 to 582 code for a protein of 193 amino acids.
AUGUCGGAAAUUCGUAGGAAGCUCGUCAUCGUCGGAGACGGUGCUUGCGGCAAGACCUGUCUGCUGAUUGUCUUCAGCAAAGGCACAUUCCCAGAAAUUUACGUGCCUACUGUAUUCGAAAACUACGUCGCCGAUGUUGAUGUAGACGGAAAGCACGUUGAACUGGCUCUCUGGGAUACGGCUGGACAGGAAGACUAUGACCGUCUCCGCCCCCUUUCCUACCCUGAUUCUCACGUCAUUCUCAUUUGUUUUGCCAUCGACUCCCCCGAUUCUCUUGACAACGUGCAGGAGAAGUGGCACUCCGAGGUCACCCACUUCUGCGCAGGCCUUCCGGUUUUGCUUGUUGGUUGCAAGAAGGACCUUAGACGCGACCCGAAGACGAUCGAGGAGUUGAGGAAGACAUCGCAACGUCCUGUGACGCCCGAGGAGGGUGUUGCGGUCGCACAGAAGAUUGGUGCAAAACAGUACCUCGAAUGCUCCGCUCGGACAGGCGAAGGAGUUCGCGAAGUCUUCCAAUAUGCAACUCGCUAUGCUCUUCUUGCCAACAAGCGUCCGAAACAGAACAAGUGCAUCGUCGUUUGA